UCUCCACCGAGCGCCAUACUAGAAAACUCUCCCCUUCUGUUAUUGUGCGCGAAAUAUCGAGGAUCCUGUUUGACGUUAUACCGUAUGUUUGAUCCUUGCUAUUGAUGCAGACAUCACUCAUCUCGAACGCUUAGAGUUGGCGUGUUGCAGGCCGGUUGGACUCUCGACUCUGGUGAAAAACCAAGAGGAAGAUCAGAAAGAAGAGAAGAAAACAGAACGGUACUAGUCAAAGAAUAAGUGUACGAGCUGAGUAAGUGUAGCACUUUGACGUACCAAACGUCAGAGUUCUGAGAAACAAGCCAAUUGUUACCCCACCGAUAGGUAACGAAAUUCGCUUCCAGACGACCGAGACGACAAGUUCGGCUCAAGCCAGGAGUUCGGUUCGCUAGAGGCAGUACGGGGGAGACUCGAGCCGCAAGAUCUUCAUAUCCAAAUAAUAGACUGGGGGGUACUGUAGAUUAGAAAUCAUGCGUCGGUUUAUGAGGGCAGGUGUGCAGAAGAUAAUAGGCCCAGAUCAUCAGGAUAGCACAAGGAACAUCAAUAACCAGGGUGUAGCACUGCACCAGCAGGGGAAGUACGAUGAAGCCGAGAUAUUGCAUCGAAGUGCAUUAGGCGACCGAGAGAAGGCGCUUGGGCUAGAUCAUCGAGAUACGCUAAAUAGUGUGAAUAAUCUAGGUGCGACGUUGCAUUGUCAAGGAAAGCACGACGAAGCGGAGAUUAUGCAUCGGCGUGCAUUAAGGGGAAGGGAGAAAACGCCUUCGACUAGGCGUGACGCUACUUGCAGGAACACAUUAGGCGAGACGCUUCUUGAUCUGAAAAGGUAUAGUGAAGGGGAAGCUAUUUGUCGGCGUGCGCUGGCGGGUAGAGAGAAGACGCUUGGACCAGAUCAUCGCGACACCCUACUUAGUGUCAAUAAUCUUGGUCUGGCACUGCGCAAUUAG
Tuber melanosporum (Perigord truffle) is the source of this 941-nucleotide messenger RNA. RefSeq lists its product as uncharacterized. Gene Ontology annotation, biological process: microtubule-based movement. The coding region runs from base 468 to 941 and encodes 157 amino acids. Gene Ontology annotation, molecular function: kinesin binding. The transcript has 4 exons. The record is from RefSeq and is a predicted model, not a curated record. NCBI's taxonomy places the organism in Eukaryota, Fungi, Ascomycota, Pezizomycetes, Pezizales, Tuberaceae. Gene Ontology annotation, cellular component: membrane-bounded organelle; kinesin complex; cytoplasm.